This is a messenger RNA of Mangifera indica (mango), 726 nucleotides long. RefSeq lists its product as uncharacterized. The record is from RefSeq and is a predicted model, not a curated record. Lineage: Eukaryota; Viridiplantae; Streptophyta; Magnoliopsida; Sapindales; Anacardiaceae. The transcript is spliced from 2 exons. Bases 1 to 726 code for a protein of 241 amino acids.
AUGUCGGACGACGCACUAAAACGGGUAUUUGUAAAUGGACUGAAGGAUGAAAUCCAAGCUGAGAUCAGGGUCAUAGCACCAGCAAAUCUGUGCCAAGCUAUGGGUGCUGCUCAACGUGUUGAAGAUCAAAAUGUCUUAUUGGUUCAGGUACUACUCAUCAGUGAUGCAAGAGAGGGCAGAGAAAUGUUAGACUCAGGCGAAGUGACAGUAGCAGAAGUAGUAGCAAGGGAAGAGGAGGCAACAAACAUUUCUGAGGAAACCAUUGAACUCGCAGCCCUUUUGGUAGCCGAAAUCAACCCCUAUCGAACAUUCAAAAUUGUUGGAGAAAUUUUAGGCCAUGGUGUAUGCAUUCUUAUUAACAAUGAAGCCAAUCAUAAUUUCAUUUCAGAGGCAUUGGCUCGAAAAAUUAAUCUACCUAUAAUGGCUACAAAAAAUUUUGGGGUUACAGUGGGGGAUGGCUAUCAAUUGAAGGGGACCGGUAUCUGCAAAAACAUAAAACUAAAAAUGCAAGGGAUCGAAGUCAUCCAAGAUUUCCUACCUAUUAAACUUGGGAAUAUUGAUGUUAUCUUAGGAAUAGAAUGGCUCUCUAGGCUACAGGAUGUGAAAACCAAUUGGAAAUUAUUAACUCUCAAGUUUAGACAAAACAACAAGUGGUUAGAACUACAAGGGGACCCUACACUCACCAGGUUGGAAACUUCUUUAAAAACUCUCCUCAAAACAGUUUAA